Molecule: messenger RNA, 7748 nt
Organism: Neolamprologus brichardi
Lineage: Eukaryota; Metazoa; Chordata; Actinopteri; Cichliformes; Cichlidae
Gene: nhsl1b
Product: NHS-like 1b
Biological process (GO): cell differentiation
Source: RefSeq, a predicted model, not a curated record
CAAUUCUUGCUUUAUCACUGGUGUAGAUCAGCUGAUUGGAGAGCCAGAGCUUUGUCAACACUGGGACCUUCUAUCACAGCCUUUGCUUAGCACGCCUUUUCUUCAACCACUAGUGACGGUAAUAUUUGCGGAAAAGGGAUCAAAACAGGACUGAGAGGAAAACAAAUGAGGAUUCGCAAGAAGUUGGUUGUAAAUUCUCUGGAAAAACUCGACAGGCAUCCUCAUUUCUGCUGCACACCCAGCAAAGGGAGUAUCACAUGUGAGUGUGCCUAUGCCAGCGCGUGAGCAUGCAAGUAACUUCAUCAGGACGGCAACAAACCCGAGAACCUCUUAACCCCUUGGUCAGGCCCUGGCUCUAAGAUGGUGCGACUCAGGUGGCGCGUGCUAACAACUGGAGAUAACAACACUCAGGGGCACACAUGGUCUUAAACAACAACCACUGAUUUGCUGAGACUGAAAAGAAUCGUAGGGUAAUUUGUAAACCUCUCUCCACCCUGUCAUGCACCACUGAGGAACAUAACAGAAAAAGGGGACUGUGCACAGAGAAGUGUGCGCCGCAGAAGGGCGGUGAUUUUCCUGAUUGCUGGAUUGCUUAAUUACCCCUUUGGGUUUGGGAAUCACGCCUGGAGUUUUAAGGCACAAAGGAGGACAAGAAAGGAGAAGAUGAUUUAAGUUUUUGCGGCAGAGAGAUGAAGUGAAGGAGGAGGCUGUGUGGGUCAGAGUCAUGAUGUGGAAGUGCGCUAAGCAAAUGGAAAGCAAAGCGGGAUAUGGCUGAAUGUCCUGCUGGAACUAAUUCAGUGCUUAUUGUUGAAUCUGAAGAGUCUGAAACAGUUUAGUAAGUGUGAAUAUCUGGACAACCCACCGACCUAAGGAUUUACGGCUGGGGAUUUAUUUAUUUUUUGCUCAGUUUUUAAAGAAGACCUCUCUGAGGGACAAUGAGAGGAGACAGGAGAUCCGCAUCAUUCCGAAAGGAGAAACCGGCGGGCCUUUCCCGGGCUCUCAGCUGGCUCAACGUGUCCAACCUCUCCCGCCAGAGCAGACGCGUCUUCCAGAGCCAAAACGAGCUCAACGUGGUUCACAGCCGCCACCCGUACUCUCAGUCUCACAGUCACCUUCACACCUCAGACGGAGACGAGGGUGAGGACGACGAUAACUGGGUGUACCGGCCUCAACACAAAAUAGCGGUGUCUAACCUGGAUGAGGAGAGCAAGUGGACAGUUCACUACACAGCUCCGUGGCACCAGCAGGAGAACGUCUUCCUACCGGGAAGCAGGCCGCCCUGCGUAGAAGACCUCCACCGCCAGGCCAAAGUCAACCUCAAAACUGCCCUGCGAGAGUGUGACAAGUUGAGGAAAGAUGGUUUCCGGAGCUCCCAGUACUACUCUCAGGGCCCCACCUUCUCUGACCCCAUUCAGUCCACCAGCAGCCUGCAGGAUGACGGGGAUGAUGAAAAUGAUAAGAAGUCCACCGCUUCAUCGCUGGAGGAUGACAAAUCUCAGCUUUCCAUGAGGUCUCAGACGCCGCAGGGCAUGGGCGAAGGAGGGGAGGGGUACGACCCUGACAGACAGGUGGUAUGGAACAAGGCUGCCCUCCUCCCCACCCCAGAGGAGAAGAUGAGGCGGGCAGCUCAGGCCGUACCCACAGACAUAGUUGCCAUCAAUGUCACAGGGGCAGUGUUUGACCGACAGGCGAGCAUCCGGCGCUCCCUCAUUAACACUGACACCGUGUCCCGCCGGCCCAAGAAGGUCAAACGCAGAAAGACUAUAUCAGGGCUGCCUGACAACAUCAACCUGGAGCUAGCAAAAGGACACUGCGGAGAUCUCCGGCCACAUUCUAUGUUCCUCCCUGGACAGUACUCCACACUUGGCCGUACUGGGAGUGUCAACUCAACUCUCCGACGUUCGGUGACCAGAGACUCGAGCUGUCAGACAGAAGAAGUAAAGAUCGUGCCCCCGUCCAUGAGAAGAAUUCGCGCGCAGAGAGGACAGGGAAUCGCUGCUCAGAUGGCUGGCAUAUCCGCUUCCUCUUCAACAGGAAGUAUAUCCAUCUCCAGCAGCGACAGCUCUGGAAUACUGAUGCUGCCGCAGCAUUUUAAUGGAGACCCGUCGCGUUUUCACAGUCUGCCCCGACAGGGCGCAAGAGUGUCCCUCAGUGCCGAUCCCAUCUAUAGCAGCACGCCCAUCAAGUCAGAGGAACAUCUGCAGAGGCAAAUUGGAAAGCUUCAGGUCGACGAUACUGUGGUACACAUGAGAAACGCCCCGAGGACAGGAACUUUGCCCAGGCCCAAGUCCCAGGAGCUGAAGGGGACACAGUCCAGUGAGUGGGGCGGGGGUCCGGCAUGUGUGGUUUCCCCUCAUGCUGCUUAUUCCACCUCAUUCAUCCCCAAUGCCACCAUGUCCAGUUCUGCUGAGGUUAUUACCCUUAACACCUCGAGCCAGCUCACCCAGUCCCCGGUCUCAGCUUAUCCCGCAGCUCGAGCGCUCAGUCUGGGUUCCCCAACUAAUGCUGACCCGCUGAUCUCUAGUCCAGCAGCCUUCACCCACAGCUCCACCUGCCCUGCCUUGGCCACGUCUACUCCUACUCACACAGCACAGGAUAGUGGCCUGAAAGUCAGAGCACCUGCCAGUGAGUCAGGUCACUCUGACAGUAGCGCCCACAGCCACAGCACCUUGGCCCCCACUCCACCAUCCUGUCUGCCGGAGGAGAACUGGAUCUACGACACACCAGAAAAUGUGGUGGCUCCACACCGCACUCUGACCUCCAGUUGCUCCACUCCAAUCAACCAGCUCUAUGGCAGCCUGGAUCAGUCCUCUAGGACCACUACUGAUUCCAGCUCUCUUUACUCCCAGGACAAUGAUGGAUACUACACCUCUAUGCACCUGGACUCAGGCCUGCGCUCGCGCAGUCACGGUAGCGGGCACGGGGUGGCAGCUGGCCGGGCCACCAGACACAGCAUGUACGAGUGCCGCGAGAUGGCCAAUCAGGAGGACUCUGGAAGCCUGUACAGUGACCGCUCGUUAUCACGCAGCAUCUCGCUACGCAAAUCCAAGAAGCCUCCCCUGCCACCAGCUCGCACGGAUUCUCUCAGACGCAAGCCAGCUGCAAAAAUGCCCCCCGGAGGUGUUAGCGCCAUCAACGGUGCUAACGGGGAAAGGGGUACAACACUUAAUGAAACUCUAAUUGCAAGCUUGCAGCAGAGCCUGCAGAUGGGGUUGAGAGGAGGGAAGGGAAAGGGUGCGUCGCCAUCAUCAACCUCUCACAGCCCAAGCAGCGAUUAUGAUGACCCUUGGGUCCUCAGGCCGCGCAGUCACAGCAGCAUCAGUGCAGGCAGCUCCGCAGCAUCACUAGCAGCUAACGCAAACUGCGGCGGCGUGUCUAGCGUGUACUCUCUAUGCCAUGUGACACCUGCCCACAGUGACACCAGCAGCCUGCGCUCUGACUAUGCCGACUCUUGGGGCUACUACAUGGACUACCCUCGUAACAACUCGGACCAGGGGGAGCAGACACCCCCAGCCCAUGCAGCAGAUAACAUGUCAGCCGGCGUUCACCCAGUAGUCUUACAGAAUGGAGGAGGGAUUCACAAAAGUCAGAUCCCUGGAGCUCCAGGUCAGGAGCGAGAGGUGUCGGCGAAGCCCAAAGCUUCCACCUCCUCCCCAGACCGGGUGCAUAGACUCACCUCGCCAUCUAGUGGCUACUCCAGCCAGUCCAACACUCCCACAGCUGGAACCCCAGUGCCCGCCUUCGCCAGGUCCAUGUCUCCCUCGGGCGGCCGGCCAAAACCCAAAGUCCCCGAGAGGAAGUCCUCUCUCCUCUCAUCAGUUUCCAUGUCCUCCUCUUCUACCUCCCUUUCCUCCAACACUUCAGACUCACUUAAGAGCAACGGUCCUCCUCCUCCACCACCACCACCUCUCCUCUUCUCCUCCUCCUCAACUCCCAACACCCCUCUCAGCCCACCUCCACCCUUCCCUCCCCCUCUACCGCCAAGCUCUAGCACAGCUUCCCUGAUUCCUCCACCAGCUCCCCCAUUGCCAACCACUCCUCAGGGAGGUUCUCUAAGCCUGAACUCUACUUGCUCCACCUCCCCGGAAUUCCCUCCACCUCCAUCCCCCGAGAUGCUGAUUCACCCGAGUUCAUCUCCCAAUGGGAGCUUCAGUCCCCCUCCUCCACCACCACCCCCACCACCUCCUCCUCCUCUGCCGGCUACUGUUACAGCUUCCUCCUCCCCAUCUUUUAAGAAGGCACUAAAUGAUGCUCCUAAAGCAGCUCCUUCUAACAGUCCCACAAACUCACCUAAGCCCCUCAUCACACCAUUUGCACUGCAGAGCGUUCAGCUUCGUUCAGUCAAGCGACCAGAGAAGGAGAUCACAGAUGACAACAAAGCUGAGAAAACAGGGAUGGACCUCCUUCAGGGGCUAAAGCCUCUGAGCCUGGAUAGCUGUUACUCUCAGGAGCAUCCCACUGUCUUACCCCUGUUGAACAGCUCUCUGGAAGCGGAUUCCCAUUAUUCCUCACCAUCGCCUGUGUCAAAGCUCCUGGAAGAGUUGUCACUGGAUGACAGCAUCACAGAGGACUCACCGGACAUUGCCAUCGUAAAUGGAAAAGCUGAUGAUGAGAGUUACACACUUGUGAAUGGGAAUGAAAAAGAGGAGGCACUAGCGUUGCCCAGUCCCCCACAGAGCCACGAAAGCUCUCCCAUCAAGCAGAAGGCCCCACCCCCAGCAGUCUCCAAGAAGCCCAAAUUUUCCCUUGUCCCACCAGUAAGCCCCCAAACAAUAAAUAAACUGUUUCCAUCUCAGCAGGAAGAGACUAACAUCCCCCAAACAGAAGACCAAGUAGAUUCUCCGCGAAGACAAACAAAAGAAGAGGUGAAAGAGGAGGACGGUGAGCAUCAGGAGGAGAGAGAAGACACUUUAGAGCAUUUAGCAGAGAGCAAAGGAGCAUUCACUGAAACCCGAUACGAGUCUUGUAUCACUACAUCUGUUAGCAAGGAGACGAGUAAUGCCUCUGGGCUUUAUACCAACGGAGAGGCUGAUGAAGAAGAGGAAGAGGACUGUGAUGGGACGAGCAGCACCACAGGGUCCAUCAGCUCCAAGGACGACGAGGCAGGUGACGUCUUUGAAUCCAGUACGGCAGAGUCGUCUCCAGCCCCGUCAGCAAACGGGGCGUCUGAGAAGAGCAUGGUAACCCCGACUCCCACGCGACCCCGAACCACAGAGGACCUCUUCGCCGCCAUUCACAGGUCAAAGCGCAAGGUCCUGGGUCGCAAGGAGUCCGAGGAAGACAAGACCCGGCCUGGGAGCCACUCGCAAUCUCCACCCACCACCCCGACGAGCCUGUCUCCAGGGAUGACGUCGUCGUUGCCCCGUCAGUCGGGAUCCAUCCAGCGCAAUCUCCGCAAGUCCUCCACCAGCAGCGACACCUUCAAGGCACUUCUCCUGAAAAAGGGAAGCCGCUCUGAGACCAGUUUCAGGAUGUCUGCUGCCGAAAUGCUUCGUUCCACUGACCCACGCUCCCAGCGAACACGCUCUGAAUCUGCGCUGGACUCCCCCACUGCUUCUCCCUCCUCACCGAUGGCCCUGCACAGCCCGGCCGGUUCCCCGGGCCGGGGUAAGAGGGCAGCUGACGAGCGGGGCCGUUAUGAUGUCUUUACCCUGUCCUCGCCGACUUCGUCGCCCUUUUCAAUGGGCGGAUUUAAGUACGGGCGCUCUCGGACGCCGCCCUCAGCUGCCAGCAGCAAGUACAACGCCCGCAGCCGAAUCCUCAGCAGCCCGAUGACAGUAAUCUGCGAGCGGGACGGGGAACUGGCUGAGAGCGAGUACGGAGACACGGCAGAAAGUCUGUCUCAGCCAGCAGCUCAGGCUGUCCCUGUGCUCAAAGACUCCAAUGGCACUUUAUCUGAAGAAAGCAGAAGUUAAAAGAGCAGGAGCCGCCCCUUAGCUUUGGGGAGCUGAACUUAUUCGUUGUAACCAGGCAGGGAGCUGGAAGAGGAGCCCAACACAAGGCCCUCUAGAGACACCUUCCUGAGCUCCACCCCCGCCCCUCUGAGGGAGUGGACAUGUCUGGUCCUGAUGCGGGACCUGGAUGCAGCUCCAUCACGGACCGGACAGCGCAGUCUGAAGCAGAGAAGUGGACCUGCUCCAGCUUUUUAAGACUGCCAUGAUUCUCAUUCUUUCCUUCGUUUGGUGAUUCACCUUUUUUUGUUCAAAGAAUAGUGUUUCUUUUAGACCUGGUGUUCCUAGUUUUGUUUGCCAUUUGUUUUUUUGUUUUCUUUCUACCUUCAUCCCGCAGGAGUCCUUUUAGUUUCACCAAAGGACUAAAAGCUAAGAUGGGCAAACUUAAGUGAAUUGAAGGAAUGGAGAAGUCACUGACUGUUCGCUUAACUUUGCUGCUGUGGUGCUACGUAGCUAGGAGAGAGUGGAAUGUAAAAGUGUGCGGGAGGCUCGCCUGUUUUCAGUUUCUGCUUUUCCUCUGCUGGCUGUGGGAAGUGUUUGAGAGCACCGUGGCUUGCAAGUGUCGGCUUCAAACAGCCAAUCAAUACGUGGAACAGGCGCGAGGACGUGGUACAGCAGAUGGCUCCGCGGUACAACUUCACCUACGGUUACCAACGGGGGUUUUUGUUUUUCCCGCUCUUUGAUCGGUGGUUUUAGUUUGCAGAGCUGGUGUGUUCAGGGGUCCAUAGUAAGUGCGGAGGGCUCAGUGCUGCCACCUAGUGACGGGGAACAGUGUGGAAAAAUAGUUGGGGGAUACGAAGGUUCAACCAAAACAUCAAAAUUACUCUCUGAAAAGGCUCAUAAAAGUUAGUUUGUAGAAUUUGCACUGUGCACAGGUUUUUUUUUCUUGGUGAAUUUAAAAAAAAAUUGUUUUAAUAAACCAAUUGCAUCAUGUCAUGUCACGUGUUUGGAAGUUAAGUAUGAAAUGAUAACAUUAGAGUAAAAGGAUAUUUUAUUAUCUUUUAGUGAUCGUGUGGGUUACCAAAGAGCUUGAAAAAUGAAACGGAGUUGGACGUGACAGCAAUCCGAUAGUCUGACACCCCCGUGCAUACGCUCCGAGAAGAUCCACCAGACCCUGUGGGGGCAGAUUUCUAUAUAAUUUCUAUAAUGCUGUUGACCUUUCUGUUUAUCCUUUUGCAGUUUUAUAUGGUUCUAUAUGUAAAUAAAUAGAGAAUUGAGUUUUAAGUCACACUUGACCUAUUUUCAAAGACUUUGUACAUUUUUUUUAGAACCCUCUGUUUGCUGAAAGGGAGUGGUUUCCUUUUGUGUAGAUUAUUUAUUUUCACAUAGGAGGGCGUCGGUAUGGUUUAACUGGUCCGAGUCAGCUGACGGGUGGUUGAGGCACAGGAUAGAGAGGUUAGGGGUUAAGCAGAGAAAUCAAAGAGCCACAUUUAGCUGGCUGACCCCAGCGAGCCGUUAUUCUGUUAAAGACGCAUCAAAAAGAUAAUAAUAUGAAUUUUAACCAGCCUUUAAUCUGAAGUCACCACACUGGUGCUCACGGCUGAAUAAACGUGGUCUCUUUAGGUGACAGCCGUGAGACUUCAUACCCUCCUAACAGCCAUAACAGCCUGUGUGUUAAUCACCUGUGACCAAAAAAUGUGUCUCCCAGAGCCUGCCAGGCUGUGAUUGAGCGCUCCCGAAAGCAUCUGUGCUUGUGAAAAGACAGAGAGGACAGAAGAAGUAGUGGGAGUGGAGCUGAAGGCAGGCUGCUAACGCUCUCGUGUAUGUCUGUGUAAUAAAAACAAGGUGAUAUUUAAA